Molecule: messenger RNA, 1470 nt
Organism: Recurvomyces mirabilis
Lineage: Eukaryota; Fungi; Ascomycota; Dothideomycetes; Mycosphaerellales; Teratosphaeriaceae
Exons: 2
Coding region: 1-1470 (489 amino acids)
Source: RefSeq, a predicted model, not a curated record
AUGGCGGAGGUCGCGCCUUUGACAUCAGUAAGACUGAAAUCAGCCAAUAACUUAAAGUGUGCUAAAGAGGAGCAGGCUCACGCGCAUGGCCGUAAGGCUGCCUUGGAAACACAGCAAAUCCACUGGACUGCAGCAGCGGAAGAACACCAGAACGCCGCCCAGGACUAUGCUAAGACCGCCCGAACAGUGAACGAUGGAGAGGCUCUUCGAGUCCUAAGACUACUAGAACAGCAGCACCGUAAGCUAGCUGAGAUCAUCAAGUCUCCAAUCCCGGAUGAUGUGACUGAGCAUCCUGCCCAACAUGUGCCGGAACCAGGACCGUCUUCGAGCAAGUCGGACUCCUCGCGAGCAGUGACUAACACCAACAAGACGUCUUCGAAGCCGGUCAAGACAUCGGCACUUUCCGGAGCCAGAGUCGGCAGUCAAGCUCGUGAUACGUCUCCAUCACUUGCUCGGGACAUCGCAUCACGUCGUGGCAUCCCACAGACAUCGAGACCAUCUCCCGCCGCUCAAGCCCGCGCCAGACAACUGUCUCCAGAAUCGAGCAGGAGACGUGGCAACGCACCAAGAAUACCUCCUUCGGUAGUCGACAGCCAGGCGAGUCUUUCGAGGAGCAAACUUACACGAAGGGCUGAGGAGGACGAUGGCUUUACCAAGUUCUACAGCGGACUGACUACUGGCACCAUGUCCAAGCUCUCCUCAGUCUUGGCAUAUGCCGGUCUACCAUUGGCAGCGGACGAUAUCAAGCAGGAACCAACACCCUUAUCGAAAGCCGGUAAACAUACCGUUUCGGCAAGUAAUGAUCCGGAUGUCAGAAAAUUGUUCUCAAAAGCAGCGCUGGCGGCCGUCGAAGAGGAUCAUCGCCAGCGUGGGACAUUUGGCCGUGGCUUUGGCCCGGCAGAGAGCUUCUACGUUGUUCCCACAACGGGUAUGACGAAAUCUUUUGCCGACAUCGCGCGUCAUCGAGGCAUUGAGGAGGACGAAGACGAUUUCGUUGAUGCUCAAGAAGCUCCUGGUCCACCAUCGCCCAUUCGGAGCCGCAUACCGCAGAGUGCCCGGGCCUCUUUCGGCAAAGGCCGGACGCAAGAGGAACUUGAGCUGGAAAACACGACGUUGAAAGUGACACUCGAGCAACUCGCUGGCAGACUGGCCAACUUUGAAGUUCAUGCGCAAGAUGCUUCGAUGGCAGCGCUAACGCAAAGUAUGGUGGCAGUACAUCCUCCCGCUACUGGCCCAAGUGCUGAGGCCGGCACAGCAGAAAGAGUACGCCAGCUGGAGGAACUGGUUAGUAAGGCGGCGGAGGAGAAGCAACAGCUAGAGAUGCAAGCCCGACAACAGCAGAACGAGCUCAAGAAGUGGAACACUAAAUACCAGAAGCUUUACGAGCGAGCCAGGUCGAAGCAGCAGGCGAAGCAGUUCGCAAGGAAGCCGUCCGAGGAUGGUGGUGGUGGCGAGGCUGUAGCAGACUGA